Molecule: messenger RNA, 3240 nt
Organism: Drosophila montana
Lineage: Eukaryota; Metazoa; Arthropoda; Insecta; Diptera; Drosophilidae
Product: zinc finger protein 665-like
Exons: 2
Coding region: 259-3177 (972 amino acids)
Biological process (GO): regulation of transcription by RNA polymerase II
Cellular component (GO): nucleus
Molecular function (GO): sequence-specific DNA binding; zinc ion binding; DNA-binding transcription factor activity, RNA polymerase II-specific
Source: RefSeq, a predicted model, not a curated record
UCCAUCUUUUGUUGUUGAAGAAUUGCAAUUAGUAUGUUUAUCUAAAUGCAAAAAGAAUCAUCAAAUCGAAAAAAGUGUUCAAGAAUUGUUGUUUAAAAAGCGCGCACUGGAGAGCACUUGCUUUCAUUUCAUAUAACUUGUGAGAGCGUGAGCCAACGUCGGUCCUCUUUGUUUCCGCGUCCACAUAUGUAAAUUAAGCGAUCGGUUUUUAUUGUCUCUUCAAAUUGCACUCGAGAUUAAUUCAACAAAAACGCAAACAUGAUGAAAAAUAACAAAAGAAAGGGUGUAAAGUGUAGAAUUAAAUCAUGCUCACGAAGCUAUAGGAACGGCCCUCUUGUGCGACUUUUUAAAUUUCCCAGCAAUGACGCUCUGCGCCGCGAAUGGAUCGCGAGUUGUGGCUUACCCCAGGAUAUUGAUACGCGCAAUGCGUAUCUUUGCGAUAUACAUUUUGAAAAAUUCUGUUUUCACAAAAAGAAAAUAAGAUCAGAAGCAGUGCCUACCCUACAUUUGCCAGACCCUUCGCUGAUGCCUAUAGACAUUCCUAAAGCACCGGAUAAUAUGGACGAAACCCCGUUUUGUAGGGAAGACAACGCAAUUGCCAAAAUUCCGAUUUGCAGGAGCUUCGUGGACACAACACCAGCUGUGGAAGUAUGCCGGGCUUGCAUGACCAGCUCAGUGGCACUCGUGGAUAUCUUCGACGAUCAGAGGAAGCCCAGUCUGGCAGAUAUGCUAAACGACUGUGUCGCCUCCAUCAUAGUCCAACGAAAUGAUGAGCUACCGCAGAAAAUAUGCCUCUCGUGCAUUUGUGAUCUGCAAACGGCAUUUGCGUUCCAGCGCAGGUGUGAGGAAAGCCACCAAAAGUUACGCGAAAAGGUUAAUAAACGUAAGAUGGUAACUGCCAUAAAUAUGGAGAUGCCAGAGGAAGUCAUAGACAUAGUUCGGCUCAGAAUGGAAAUAGACGAAUUAUUGAGCAAUGGGGAUAAAUUGCCAGAUGAUCAAAUGGAAUUCCUGCCUGAAGAUGAAUGCAAAGCAAAUACACCCAUAAGUAUUUUCAGUUCUCGGGACGUUAAUACUAUGCCCGCCUUUAGCUCCAAUCAAAGACAGUCUAGCCUUCUGAUGCAUAACACAAAUCUAAGCAACAGCGAGGUUAAUGUCCGGUCCGAGCUACUUGGAACAGAAAACUGGGAGCUGGCCGAGCAAGAUAAUGAAAUAGGCUGCAGUAAAGAAAAAAAGGAUACAGAAGAUAACAUUAAAGAAAAACAAACUGAACUAAGCUCAAAGAACUACGAAGAAUGCACCGUGGAGAGCCAGAAAAUUUGUAAUCCUCUUGCUGUUAACGAGCCUGGAAUAGAUGCUAAGGAAAAUGAAUUGAAAUGCCCAUACUGCCAAAAAGCCCAUAAGCAUAAAUCUCUACUAAAGGUUCACAUUCGUACGCAUACGGGCGAACUACCAUAUCAGUGUCCUCACUGUCCCAGAGCCUAUAGCACGUUCCCCACUCUGCGCUCACACAUCUAUUUUCAUGGAGGUAAAACUACCUUUCAGUGUGUUUACUGCAAAAGACACUUUUUAGAGAAAGCCAAGUACGAUGAACACACGCGCUAUCAUAUUGGGCGCAAGGCUUUCAAAUGUUCACAAUGUCCAAAAAUCUUUGCUAAUUCUGCAUCUUUUAAAAACCACAUUAGAGCUCAUUCUCGAAUAGUUGCUAAAAAGAACCCAUUUAUAUGCCCACACUGUACUAAGAUCUUUAGUUGUAAAUCUAUCCUCGAUAUUCACAUUCGUAUGCAUACGGGCGAACGACCGUAUCGGUGUCCUCACUGCCCCAAAGCCUUUAUAAAGUUCGGGCUUCUGCGCGUCCACAUUAUGACUCAUGCAGGUAAAGUUACCUUUAAGUGUCCUCACUGCACAAGAUACUUUUUAGAGAAAGCCAAACUCGAUCAACACAUGCGCUAUCAUAUUGGUCACCAGGCUUACAAAUGUCCACACUGUCCAAAAAUCCUUGCUCGUCCUUCAAGGCUUACAAGGCACAUUAGAACUCAUGCCGCAAAUAACAGUGAGAUAAAUAUCCAGUCCGAGCUGCUUGAAAUUGAAAACUGUGAGCUGGCCAAGCAAGCUAAUGAAAUAGGCCCCAGUAAAGAAAUAAAGGAUACAGAAGAUAACAUUCAAGAAAAACAAACUGAACUAAGCUCAAAGAACUACGAAGAAUGCACCGUGGAGCGCCAGAAAAUUUGUAAUCCUCUUGCUGUUACCGAGCCUGGAAUAGAUGCUAAGGAAAAAAAAUUUAAAUGCCCACAAUGCCCAAAAGCCUAUAAGUGUAAAUCUUACCUCGAUGUUCACUUUCGUAAGCAUACGGGCGAAGUACCGAAGUAUCAGUGUCCUCACUGCCCCAAAGCCCUUUCCAGUUACCCCAGUCUACGCUCACACAUAACUACUCAUUCAGGGAAAACUGCCUAUAAGUGUCCUUACUGCAGAAAAUACUUUUUAGAGAAAGCCAAGUACGAUGAACACAGGCGCACACAUGUUGGCUACAAUGCUUACAAAUGUCCACACUGUCCAAAAAUCCUUGCUCGUGCUUCAAGGUUUAGAACGCACAUUUUAACUCAUACCGCAUAUAAUAGUGAGCCAAAUGUCCAGUCUGAAUGGGUUGAAAUAAAUUACUAUGAGCUGGACGAGCAAGAUAAUGAAAUAGUCUUCAGCAAAGAAGAAAAUGAUAAUGAAGAUAACAUUAAAGAAAAACAAACUGAACUAAGCUCACAGAACUACGAAGAAUGCUUUGAUGAAAUUGGCAAUCCUCUUGCUGUUAACGAGCCUAAAAUAGAUGCUAAAAACAACCAAUUUAAAUGCCCACAUUGCCAAAAAGCCUUUAAGAAAAAAUGUAACCUCGCAAAUCACAUUCGUACGCAUACGGGCGAACGACCGUAUCGGUGUCCUCACUGCCCCAAACUCUUUAAACAGUUCGUGCGUCUGCGCAGCCACAUUGUUACUCAUGCAGAUGAUGCUCCCUUCAGGUGUCCUUACUGCAGAAAAUACUUUUCAGAGGUAGAUAAGCUCGAUGAACACACGCGCUAUCAUAUUGGGCACAAGGCUUUCAAAUGUUCACACUGUCCAAAAAUUUUUCCUCGUCCUAGCUUGCUCAAAUCGCAUCUUAAAACUCAUAACAGUAAAAUGGUUGAGAAUUAAAUUUAGGAAAUUCCAAAAACCCAACCACAGUCAAAUAUAAUCAUAAAUAUAUUGUUGUAUAUA